AUGCCCCUCCAAUCGCUUCCCAUGGAGACGGUUCUUGGCAUCGCGGAGAACCUCACUAAGAUGAAGGAUAUCAAUGCUCUGGUGCGCACUCACCCUCGUUUGAGGGACCAGCUGGACUAUCACCUUUACAAAAGGGAUGUCAAAGACCAUGAAGGUGCAGCUGCUCUCUGGGCUGCCGAGAAAGGCCAAUUGGCCACUCUGCGCAAGUCCAUUCUAGCCGGCGCAAAGAUUCCAAAGUCAGACCGGUUCAAAACUCAGGUCAAAUCUGAUAGUUUUGUUGAAUCUCUUUCUCCUAUCCCAAGAUACCCAAAGGCGCACCCUAUCACUGCUGCUGCCAUCGCUGGAUCCAAGGCCUGCCUUCGGCUCCUGAUUCGCUAUGGCGUUUAUCCCAACUUCCUUGAUGACCAUUUCGUCACUCCUAUUCAAGCAGCUGCCGCCAAAGGCCAUACUGGAGUAGUCGAAAUGCUUCUCGCCAACCACCCUGAGGUUUACAAGGGCUCUUUCACACUUCGACGCACCCUCAAGUCGGCCGCUAAAUUUGGCCAUCUUCCUGUUCUCAAGGUCCUUUUUGCUUACCUUGAAUCUCGCGAAUCUGGCGGUGAUCUCCCUGUUGCGCUUGCAGCACAGAUCAUUCUCUUUGAGGCACUCUGGCACGACAAACUUGACAUCGCUCGUUUUGCUAUCAGCAAGGGAGCAGAUGUGAAUGCAAAGAAUGCAGAGGCUGCAAUGUGGUUCGUGACUGAUGUGGCCCCUUGGGAGCGAGUUUCCCGCGAGCGCCGGGUUCUGAGACAGGAGCACAAGUCCAAGAAACUCAUACUAGGACAGCAUGUGUUCGGAUGGAGACAGCAUGCUUGUGAUAUUAUGGAUGCCGCUAUGACUGGCUGCAAUUUUUCGCUCGCCAAUUUGGUUAUUGAAGCAGGCUACAAGGGCUACAACGGUCAACAGGGCAUGACAAGUAUCCCAGCUGUUAUGGCAUUGAGCCAUUACAGAGCACUCCAGGUUCUGAUCAGCACUGGAGACCGCCCUCGGCUUUGGCCCAACGGGAACUGGGGCAACAGUGUUGACUGGUCAUCUUGA
Penicillium antarcticum is the source of this 1077-nucleotide messenger RNA. Its product is annotated as ankyrin repeat domain-containing protein. Gene Ontology annotation, molecular function: protein binding. NCBI's taxonomy places the organism in Eukaryota, Fungi, Ascomycota, Eurotiomycetes, Eurotiales, Aspergillaceae. Bases 1 to 1077 code for a protein of 358 amino acids. The record is from RefSeq and is a predicted model, not a curated record. The transcript has a single exon.